Pararge aegeria (speckled wood butterfly) is the source of this 1607-nucleotide messenger RNA. Its product is annotated as facilitated trehalose transporter Tret1-like. Gene Ontology annotation, cellular component: membrane. Gene Ontology annotation, biological process: transmembrane transport. The coding region runs from base 140 to 1561 and encodes 473 amino acids. Lineage: Eukaryota; Metazoa; Arthropoda; Insecta; Lepidoptera; Nymphalidae. The record is from RefSeq and is a predicted model, not a curated record. The transcript is spliced from 8 exons. Gene Ontology annotation, molecular function: transmembrane transporter activity.
CGAAGAUACUUAAUUAUGUUGCUUUGAAUCUUUUUGUAAGAAAUUGCAAAGUCACAAGAUAAAUAAAUAGAGCAAGCUUGGAUACUCGUCAACAAGAUCACGUAACUGUCGAUUGUACAAAUAAAUAAGAAUACGUUUAAUGGAGACUAAAAGUCAAAGAAAUGGACACACUUAUUGGCAAUGGACUUUUACGUUAUUCGCAACUAUUUCAAUUUUAGUUCAAGGUAUAGACAAUGGUUGGAUAUCUCCGAUAGCGAAACACCUCCAAUCUGAAGCUUCUCCAACUGGAUACCCAAUCUCCGAUGAGUCUCUUAAUUGGAUUGUAAGUUCUAUGAGUUUAGCCGCAAUAUUUGGUGUACCGGUGUACGCCUACAUUGCUGAUGCGUUUGGAAGACGAGUUGGGGUUAUACUUCUAGCACUUCCACAAGCGAUAUCAUGGAUUAUAAGACUGUCAUAUUCUUCCACGACAACUCUUAUCAUUGCCAGAGUUGUUUCGGGUCUAGCUUCUGGAGGUUGUUUCAACAUUGUGCCCAUGUAUAUUAAGGAAAUAAGUCAAGACAAUAUUAGGGGAACUUUGGGAACGCUUCCAACUGUAUUACAAACCUUAGGUGUAUUUAUAGUAUACAUCAUCGGAGCUUAUUUGGAUUAUUUUACAAUGAACUGUAUCAUAUUGAUUUUACCAAUUGUGACAAUUCUAUUAAUGCUCAAAGCUCCUGAAUCUCCUGCCUAUCUAGUGAAACAAGGCAAAAUGGAUGAAGCCCUAAAUGCAGUUGCACUCUUAAGAGGCCUUAACAAAAAUGAAAAACACGUCCAAAAUAUUGUAGAAAAGAUGAAAGAAGAAGAAGAUUAUUUUAGAACUUUGCCAAAUAUUUCAUUAAUUAAUAUAUUGCGACGAAGAUCCUGGCGCAGAGCGUUUGUACUCUCAAUGUUUACUUUUACGUUCUUCGAGUUGAACGGUGCGCUCGUUAUUGUGACAUACGCUUCAACAAUACUAAAUUCUACAGGAGUAGAAUUUAAUAUACGUCCGGAGUUACAGGCCAUCAGUUUUCCCAUUGUAAUGACAAUAGGUUAUCUUGUGGUAGCUACAUGCGUUGAUCGAGUUGGUAGAAAGCCACUUCUAAUUUUGGCGUAUUUGGUCACCUCUUGUACUAUGUUCUGUUUGGCAAUAAUAAUGAUAUUACAAAUGAACGGCGGUGGUUCGAUUCCGGCUUGGCUUCCCGUGUUGAUUAUGAUGCUUUGUGUAUUCAUGUUUAGUGGUGGAGUUAUGCCAUUAUCCUAUAUUAUCUUGACGGAGAUGUUCAGUUUUCAGAUCCGCGCUAAGCUCAUGGGUUUAGUAGUAACCUACGCUUGGUUCUUAACUUUCUUGCUAUACAACAUUCAUGCAUUAUUGACAAAUAGUCUUGGAAAAUAUUCUGCGUUCUUGUUUUACGGCUUAAUAAAUCUUGCUGGGGCCAUAUUCGCGUUUGUGUUUCUGCCAGAAACGAAAGGGAAGACUGUUGAAGAAAUUAUGAAAAUUAUAGCGAAAAAUAAACAGAUCAAAACAGAUGAUAACGAAACUUGAAAUAACAUUUAACAGGAAUUUAUUAAAAAGAAACUACAGCAGUAGA